UUUUCCAAAAAAUGCCCAAUUCAUUAAAUAAAAUAUUUCAACAUUUCCGUGAAAAACAGAAACAACGAAAUUUAAAUAAAGAUAACAACAACAACCAAAAGAAAGAUUUAUUUCACGACGAAUUUACACAAAUUAAUUUAAUAAAUAAUUUAAAUAAUAACAAAAAAGGGUUGGGAGUAGGUGGGUGUUGUUCUCGUAAAACUUCGUCUUCUAUACCUUCUGGAGAUCAACAAACAUUAAAAAAGAAUAGUUGGACUGGAAGGAAGAAUUCGGAUCAACUAUUUUGUUUAUUACAUUCUCAACAAUUUUUUCAUGAUGCCUUAUUAUGUCGUGUAUUUGAUGCAGUUGAAAGUCCUUUUGAUUUGAUACGUUUAAGAAGAGUUUGUAAAAAAGCAGCAGAAUAUGUUAAAAAUAAAAUUGCUUGUGUAACAGAAUUAGAUGUUCGACGUGUCAAAUUCGAAACUUUAUCAGCCACUUCCACAACCUCUUCCUGUUCUCUAUCAAAUUCUUGUAGUGCAGAUAAUAAUUGUACCUCAGCUAUAGUAGAAGGAGAAUUGUGGCAUACACAUCCGAGUGGAUGUAAAGUUUUGGGAAGAAUUACAAAUUUAAUAAUGGAGGAAGAAGACAAAGAGAAUGAGAAAUCUGAUAAAAAUGCUUCAAAAUUUCGUUUAGAAAUUUUGGUAGAUGAACAAUGGACAAGCAGGGAAAUUGCUGUUUUGUGUUCUUUAAUUGGAGAAUUUAGAAUUAAUUUGAAUAGAAUUAGCUUGGAUGCUCCUAUUUUUGAAUUGGUAAGAAUGGGAAGGAGGAAGGGGAGAGGUGGUUUUGGUUGGGGAAGUUGUGUUGAGAAGUAAGGAUUGGGGGGGGGGGGGUUGUUGGGGAAAGUUGUGUUGGGAAGGGAGGGGGAGUUUUUGUUUGAAAAAAGUUGUUGAAGAAUUCAAACAAAAGUUUGUCUUAGAGACCAAAACAAACAAAGUUUUGACUCAUAAUAAUCGAAGUGUUGAUCAAAUUUUGAUUGAA
Messenger RNA from Meloidogyne enterolobii, 1017 nucleotides. Lineage: Eukaryota; Metazoa; Nematoda; Chromadorea; Rhabditida; Meloidogynidae. The record is from the annotation of a GenBank genome assembly.